AUGACGUGGCUCUGGGACAACUGGAGCAUUCAAGUUUUUGUUCUACUCGGCUUGAUUUUCCAGACACUUCUUGCUGUAUUAGGAAGCCGCAGGAAAACAUCAAGUAGCGACAUGAUCAGAUUUGUUAUUUGGGCUUCUUAUUUGCUCACCUCUUAUUUCGCAACGCUUGCGCUCAGCAAGCUCACAACAGCCAGCCUCAGCAAGUCCAAGGAAGAGUGUGAUACGGAACUAAAAGCAUUGUUGGCGCCUUUGAUCCUACUACUACUGGGGAAUCCAGAUAGCAUCACCGCAUACUCAGUGGAAGACAACCGGCUCAGCACGAGGCGUGUAUUGAACCUGGUCAUGGCAUUUUCUUUCGUGGUCUGGAUCCUCUGGCGAAGUUGGAAGACCUCCAUCCCAAUGGUACUAUACUUUCCGAUAUUCAUUGCCGGGAUAAUCAAGUACGGAGAAACGAUUUGGGCGCUCUACUCCGUGUACGACGAGAACACAAACAUGAGAAAAGAGGAUUUCGAUGAAGAAAAGAAGAUCUUCUCUGAAUUGGAGAACUUCCACGUUCCGCGUCUGGAUAUUUUCUUGAAGGCUUACUACCGGUUUGAUUGCUUAAAGCCUCAUCUUGCGGACUGGCUGAAGCACCCUUUCUUUAUGGUGCAUAGUAAUAUGUUGAUUGAAGAAUACACUCCUAAAGAUGUAUUCUUGACAACUGAUAUGGAACUCGGGUUCAUGUAUGACAUCCUCUAUACUAAAGCACCAGUUCUUUAUACCAAGCCCGGGAUCAUGCUCCGCACCGUCGGUUAUUUCAGUUUGCUGUUGACAUUGAGCGGAUUCAUGGGGCUUUUCUUUGAUAAACACUGGAGAGGUCCGUAUGUUAUCUACUCGUUCGGGCUGCUGAUCGGACUCGUGUUUCUGGAAACUUAUCAGUUGUUGAAGCUGUUCUUUUCAGAUUGGGUGAUUAUAAUGAAUAGGAACCACCUUGAGAAUCCAAUGGUCCUGAAAUAUUUGAAAUUUCUUGUCAAACGAUCUCUGAAAAAGAAAAGGUGGUCUGACAGAAUUCGGCAACUCAAUUUUCUGGAUUUGUGCCAAUCCAAUAAACGGCCCUGGUUUUUCAGGAUCCUCAAAGUCUGCGGCAUGGCCGAGAAGUUCAGGAGAUAUUCAGCACCAAGUUCUUUGCCGAUUCCCUCAUACUUGAAAGAAUUAUUGCUUGAAGACAUGACAAAAUUUGAAACAAAGAGAGGCCAUCGACCCUUCACGAAAAGAGGCGAGUGGUCGCUUGGGAUUCACAAGUCUCUGGAUAAGCUCGAAUGGAGUAUCGAGAUGGCAUUUGAUAGAAGCAUCAUCUUAUGGCACGUUGCAACCCAUGUCUGCUACUACUCGUGCCACGAAAACUCAAAACGUAAGGAGGCAAGCAAACUGAUAUCAGAUUACAUGAUGUUCCUUCUGGUACAACAUCCUCAAAUGCUCUCUUUGACCACGGCCGAGAUCACUUACCAUCAUGCCUACACGAAUCUCAAGAUGCUCUCGAAUAAAUUUCCGGAAGAGGACGUCCUGAAAGUUCUAUUGGGGUCCGAGCCCGUGCCCGCGCAAGAAAGUGGCGCAUUAUCAGCAGUUAUCACCGAAGGGUGGAAUGUCCUUGAGGAGGUGCGAAGGCUUGCGAGAGAGCUGCAAGGUACCGAAGACGCAUGGGAGCUCAUCAGCGGCGUUUGGGCAGAGAUGCUAUGCUUCGCGGCGUACAACUGCCAGCAAUACCACCACGCGAAGCUGCUCAGGCGGGGCAGAGAAAUCAUCACUCACGUGUGGCUCCUCCUUUCUCACAAGACGGACAAGUUCAACACCAUGAAGUGUGCGGAUCAGAACAGGGAGAUCGAAUAG
Rhodamnia argentea is the source of this 1866-nucleotide messenger RNA. RefSeq lists its product as uncharacterized. The coding region runs from base 1 to 1866 and encodes 621 amino acids. The record is from RefSeq and is a predicted model, not a curated record. The transcript has a single exon. Lineage: Eukaryota; Viridiplantae; Streptophyta; Magnoliopsida; Myrtales; Myrtaceae.